Hippopotamus amphibius kiboko is the source of this 1746-nucleotide messenger RNA. It is a transcript of the gene RBPJ, whose product is annotated as recombination signal binding protein for immunoglobulin kappa J region. The record is from RefSeq and is a predicted model, not a curated record. The coding region runs from base 232 to 1692 and encodes 486 amino acids. NCBI's taxonomy places the organism in Eukaryota, Metazoa, Chordata, Mammalia, Artiodactyla, Hippopotamidae. Gene Ontology annotation, molecular function: RNA polymerase II cis-regulatory region sequence-specific DNA binding; DNA-binding transcription activator activity, RNA polymerase II-specific. Gene Ontology annotation, biological process: regulation of transcription by RNA polymerase II; Notch signaling pathway. Gene Ontology annotation, cellular component: nucleus; MAML1-RBP-Jkappa- ICN1 complex. The transcript has 12 exons.
GGGGAAUCUCGCGAGGGUUGGAGUUUUGGCGAGAGUUUGUGGAAGAUGGCGCCUGUUGUGACAGGUCAUUGAAAUUAUGAAACUAUCAUUCAAAUGGAAGCAUUAUAGUUCUUCGGAACCAUUAUGAUCUCAAAAGGAAAGGAGAAUGAUACAGAUACACUGGCUGAGGUGUUUUGAGGUGCAUCGAAGUGUUCCAGCCUGUGGCUUACCUUAACAUGUUCUUGAAGUACCAUGGCGUGGAUUAAAAGAAAAUUUGGUGAGCGGCCUCCACCUAAACGACUUACUAGGGAAGCUAUGCGAAAUUAUCUAAAAGAGAGAGGGGAUCAAACAGUACUUAUUCUUCAUGCAAAAGUUGCACAGAAGUCAUAUGGAAAUGAAAAAAGGUUUUUUUGCCCUCCUCCUUGUGUGUAUCUUAUGGGCAGUGGGUGGAAGAAAAAAAAAGAACAAAUGGAACGUGAUGGUUGUUCUGAACAAGAAUCUCAACCAUGUGCAUUUAUUGGAAUAGGAAAUAGUGACCAAGAAAUGCAGCAGCUGAACUUGGAAGGAAAGAACUAUUGCACGGCCAAAACAUUGUAUAUAUCUGAUUCAGACAAGAGAAAGCACUUCAUGCUGUCUGUAAAGAUGUUCUAUGGCAAUAGUGAUGACAUUGGUGUGUUCCUCAGCAAGCGGAUAAAAGUCAUCUCCAAACCUUCCAAAAAGAAGCAGUCAUUGAAAAAUGCUGACUUAUGCAUUGCCUCAGGAACAAAGGUGGCUCUGUUUAAUCGACUUCGAUCCCAGACAGUUAGUACCAGAUACUUGCAUGUAGAAGGAGGUAAUUUCCAUGCCAGUUCUCAGCAGUGGGGAGCAUUUUACAUUCAUCUCUUGGAUGAUGAUGAAUCAGAAGGAGAAGAAUUCACAGUCCGCGAUGGAUACAUCCAUUAUGGACAAACAGUCAAACUUGUGUGUUCAGUUACUGGCAUGGCACUCCCAAGAUUGAUAAUUAGGAAAGUUGAUAAGCAGACCGCAUUACUGGAUGCAGAUGAUCCUGUGUCACAGCUCCAUAAAUGUGCGUUUUACCUUAAGGAUACAGAAAGAAUGUACUUGUGCCUUUCUCAAGAAAGAAUAAUUCAGUUUCAGGCCACUCCAUGCCCAAAAGAACCAAAUAAAGAGAUGAUAAAUGAUGGAGCUUCCUGGACAAUCAUUAGUACGGAUAAGGCAGAGUAUACAUUUUACGAGGGAAUGGGCCCUGUCCUUGCCCCAGUCACACCCGUGCCUGUUGUAGAAAGUCUUCAGUUGAAUGGCGGUGGGGACGUAGCAAUGCUUGAACUUACAGGACAGAAUUUCACUCCAAAUUUACGAGUGUGGUUUGGGGAUGUAGAAGCUGAAACUAUGUACAGAUGUGGAGAGAGUAUGCUCUGUGUUGUCCCAGACAUCUCUGCAUUCCGAGAAGGUUGGAGAUGGGUCCGGCAGCCAGUCCAGGUUCCAGUAACUUUGGUCCGUAAUGAUGGAAUCAUUUAUUCCACCAGCCUUACCUUUACCUACACCCCAGAACCGGGGCCACGGCCACACUGCAGUGCGGCAGGAGCAAUCCUUCGAGCCAACUCAAGCCAAGUGCCCCCUAAUGAAUCCAACACAAACAGCGAGGGAAGUUACACAAAUGUCAGCACAAAUUCAACCAAUGUCACAUCAUCUACAGCAACAGUUGUGUCCUAACUACCGUCUUUUUGCUAGGACUUAAACUGACUUGAGUGCAGCAAAAUGUUGACA